GCGGGGAGGAUCCGGGACCGGGGCUCGGUGCUGCGGGGCGGAUGCGGGCUCGGCGCUGCGGGCGCGGCGCCCCCGGUGCCCCCGUCCCUCCCCCGAGCAGCGCAGCCCCGGUUGGGCUCCGGCGCGCACGUGGCCGGGGCGGGGGUGCGAUCCCGGCAUAAAAACGCGAGCGGCGCCGGGAGCCGGGCCAGCCUCGGAGCCGAGCCGCCAGCUCCGCGCAGGAUUUUUUGGGGUGAUUCCCUGGGCUGUGACACGCGGUGACACGCGUGUCCCCGCAGGCGCCGCCGGCACCAUGCGCGCCGUGCUCUGGGACCUGCUGCUGCUGCUGUGGCUCUGCGCCCGCGCCCGCGGCGACUGCCGCGCCGAGUGCCGCGACUGCCAGCGCCUGCUCUACCGCGACGGCUUCGACGUCCUCAUCUGCAUCCUGGAGUGCGAGGGCCAGGCCGUGCCCCGCGCCACCUGGGAGCUGUGCGCGGCCACCGGCCCGGCGGCGCCGCGGCCGCGCCGCCUCUCCGGCCACGCCUGGCCCUCGGGCCGCCGGGACCACCGCGAGGAAGAGCAGCAGCGGGAGGAAGACGAGGAGGAGGAGGAGGACAUUUGGCGGCGGGCGGCGGCGGGCCGGGCGGCCAAGGGGGUGCAGAAGAGCGUUCCGGCACCGCCUCCCGGCCCGGCCGAGGCCAAACUAAAGCUCGGCUCCGCCUCCGGCCCGGCCCGAGCGCUCCCGAACGUUCCCGACGCCUCCCGAGGGCUCACCCGAGCGCUCCCGAGCGCUCCCCGAUGCCUCCCGAGCGCUCCCGAACGUUCCCGACGGCUCAACCGAGCGUUCCCGAUGUUUCCUGAGGGCUCUCCCGACGCCUCCCGAGCGCUCCCGAAAGUUCCCGACGCUUCCCGAGGGCUCACCCGAGCGCUCCCGAGCGCUCCCCGACGCCUCCCGAGCGCUCCCGAACGUUCCCGACGGCUCACCCGAGCGUUCCCGAUGUUUCCUGAGGGCUCUCCCGACGCCUCCCGAGCGCUCCCGAACGCUCCUGACGCCUCCCGAGGGCUCACCCGAGCGCUCCCGAUGUUGCCUGAGGGCUCUCCCGACGCCUCCCGAGCGCUCCCACCGGUUCCCGAGGGCUCACCCGACAGUUCCUGAGGGCUCCCGAGGGCUCCCAAGCCAGUUCCCGCCGGCUCCCGACGUUUGCUGAGGGCUCCCAAGAUUUCCUGAGGGCUCCCCCGUCGGCUCUCGCGGCCUCCCCCGAGGGCUCCUGACGGUUCCCGCCGGUUCCUGAGGGCUCCCCCGACGGCUCCCGACGGUUCCUGAGGGCUCCCGAAAGCUCCCACGACAGCUCUCGAGGGCUCUCCCGACGGUUCCCGCCGGCUCCCGAGGGCUCUCCCGCCGGUUCCUGAGGGAUCCCGAAGGCCCCUGAGGGCUCCCGAAGGCCCCUGAGGGCUUUCCCGCCGGUUCCUGAGGGCUCCCGAAGGCCCCUGAGGGCUCUCCCGCCGGUUCCUGAGGGCUCCCGAAGGCCCCUGAGGGCUCUCCCGCCGGUUCCUGAGGGCUCCCGAAGGCCCCUGAGGGCUUUCCCGCCGGUUCCUGAGGGAUCCCGAAGGCCCCUGAGGGCUCUCCCGCCGGUUCCCGAGGGCUCCCGAAGGCCCCUGAGGGCUCUCCCGCCGGUUCCCGAGGGCUCCCCCGAGGGCGCUCCCGCCGGUUCCCGCCGGCUCCUGAGGGCUCCCCUGAAGGGUCCCGAGAGUUCCCGACAGCUCCCGAGCGCCCCCGGCGGCUCCCGAGGGUUGCCGAGAGCUCUCCCGAGCGCCUCCGAAGACUCCCACGACAGCUCCCGAGCGCUUCCGAGGGGUCUUCCGAGAGUUCCCGAGCGCUGCCGAGCGUCCCCGAGCGCUGCCGAAGCCGCGAACGUGAGGGGAGAAAUGGGAAUUUGGGACCCAAAAAAAUUAAGGAUUUUUGACCAAAAAAAGGGAGUUUUGAGGGGAAAAAUUGGAAUUUUUUCGGAAAAAAAAUUUGAAUUUUUGCCUCCCAAGAAAAUGGGAAUUUUGCCCCCCCAAAAUGGGAUUUUUUUCCUAAAAAAAUACAGAAUUUUGUCUGCCAAAAUCGAAUUUUUGGCAGAAAAAAUAUUGAUUUUUUGCUCUUAAGAAUGAGAUUUUUGGCGACAAAAAUUUGGAUUUUGUUUCUGGGAAAAAAGGAAAUUUUUUUGUCAAAAAAAAAAAUUGAAUUCUGGCCAAAAAAAGAGGAAUUUAUGUAAAAAUUCUGAAUUCUUGCUCAAAAAUUGAAAUUUUUGAAAAAAAAAUUGAAUUUUUGCCCCCAAAAAAGGGAGAAUAUUUGCCAAAAAACUUUUGAAUUUUUGUCAAAAAAAAUGAGGAAAUUUUGGAAAAAAGUGAGGAAAUUUUGCCCCCCCAAAUGGAAAUUUUUGCCAAAAAGUCGGAAUUUUUGCCAAAAAAAUUUAAAAUUUUGACCAAAAAAGGGGAAUAUUUUGAAAAAAAAUUAAUAUUUGCAUAAAGGAGGAAUUUUUCCCAAAAAAAAUUUGAAUUUUGCACCAAAAAAGGAAUUUUUGCCCAAAACCCAGAAUUUUUGCAAAAAAAUUGAAUUUUUGCCCCCCAAAAUUACUAAUUUUUGCCCCAAAAAUUUUUGAAGUUUUUUCUUUAAAAAUUGAAUUUUUUUCCAAAUAAAGGAGGAAUUUUUGCAAAAAAAAAAAAAAAAAUUUUUGCCAAAAAAGCCCCGAAUUUUGCCCCAAACAAGGGAAUUUUUGUGAAAAGAAAAAAGAAUUUGCCCCCCCCCAAAAUUUGAAUUUUUGCCAAAAAAAUUUUGUAUUUUUGCCCAAAACCAAAGGAAUUUUUUGUAACCCUGAAUUUUUUGCCCCCAAAAUUUGGAAUUUUUGCAAAAAAAAUUGGAUUUUUUGCGAGAAAAAAAAUGGAAAUUUUUACUAAAAAAAUUUGGAAUUUUUGCCAAAAAAUUUUUUGAAUUUUUGCCCAAAACCAAAGGAAUUUUUUUGUAAAAGAAAAUUUAGGUUUUGCCCCAAAAAAUUUGAAUUUUUUGCCCACAAAAAUUUGAAAUUUUGCAAAAAAAAUUGGAUUUUUUUGCUGGAAAAAAAAUGGAAUUUUCCCCCCAAAAAAUUUGAAUUUUUGCCAAAAAAAUUUUUGAAUUUUUGCCAAAAAAUUUUGAUUUUUUUGCCCAAAACCAAAGGAAUUUUUUGUAAAAGAAAAUUUAGGUUUUGCCCCCAAAAAUUGAAUUUUGCCCCCAAAAAACUGAUUUUUUUGCCCCCAAAAAUUGGAAUUUUUGCCAAAAAAAAAUUUGGAAUUUUUGCAAACAAUUUUUAUUUUUUUUCGCCCAAAACCAAAGGAAUUUGUUGUAAAAGAAAAUUUAGGUUUUGCCCCAAAAAAUUGAAUUUGUGCCCCAAAAAACCUGAAUUUUUUUCCCCCAAAAAUUGGAAUUUUUGAAAAAAAAAUCUGGAAUUUUUGCGAGAAAAAAAUGGAAUUUUUUGCCUUUAAAAAAUGGAAUUUUUUGCAAAAAAAAAUUGAAUUUCCCAAAAUUUCCCCCCAAAAUUCUGGAAAAUUUGAUUGAUUUAAAUUCCAAAAAAAAAUUCUCAAAGCUCGGAGCCGUUCCCAAAAAAAAAAAAAAAUUAAAAAUAAAUUUAAAAAAAUUUAAAAUUUCCCCAAAACUUGCGAAUCUUUGGAGAACUGCGACGGGAAAACGGAAAUUGGGGAUUCGGGAUGAGCCCAAAAUUUGGGUUUUUUUGUCCUUUCUGAGAUUUCUCCAUUAAAGUUGUACAGAGCAAAAAUGGAAAUAAAUCGAUUUAUGGUUUGUA
Passer domesticus (house sparrow) is the source of this 3797-nucleotide messenger RNA. It is a transcript of the gene PNOC, whose product is annotated as prepronociceptin. Gene Ontology annotation, molecular function: opioid receptor binding. The record is from RefSeq and is a predicted model, not a curated record. Gene Ontology annotation, cellular component: plasma membrane; axon terminus; neuronal cell body. Gene Ontology annotation, biological process: chemical synaptic transmission; sensory perception; neuropeptide signaling pathway. NCBI's taxonomy places the organism in Eukaryota, Metazoa, Chordata, Aves, Passeriformes, Passeridae. Bases 293 to 1135 code for a protein of 280 amino acids. The transcript is spliced from 4 exons.